AAAAUAAAUAAAUAAAAGAAACUAACUUUAACCAAACCAAAGCCCUAAAUCCCUAAAAGCUGAUUAACAACGCUUAUGGAUUCUCCGACGAACCACAACGCCGGCGUUUUUCAGUCUUCAACACCAGAAAUGGAAAAAUUCCUCUGCGAUCAAUUGCUUGACCCGACUCAGCCCAUCUCAGACCGCUUCAGAGCUCUUUUCUCUCUCCGCAACCUCAAAGGUUCUCGUCCUCGAAAUGCCCUCAUACUCGCUACAAGGGACUCUUCUAAUUUGUUGGCACAUGAGGCUGCAUUUGCUUUGGGUCAAAUGCAAGAUGCUGAGGCUGUCCCUGCUUUGAUAGAAGCUUUAAAUGAUCUUUCUUUGCAUCCCAUUGUUCGUCACGAGGCAGCCGAGGCCAUUGGUGCAAUUGGUUUAAAGAGUAAUGUUGAUUUGUUGAGGAAGAGUUUAGUCUUAGAUCCAGCUCAAGAAGUUCGAGAAACAUGUGAAUUGGCCCUCCAACGAAUUGAGCAGUUGAAGGAUGAUGGUGAGAAAUUCACUGUUGAAAAGUCACCUUUUCUGUCAGUUGAUCCAGCUGCAGCAGCUACUUCAUGCUCUUCAGUACAUCAGCUUAGGGAUGUUCUUCUGGAUGAAGAAAAAGGCAUGUAUGAGCGGUAUGCAGCUCUUUUUGCACUUAGAAAUAAUGGUGGAGAUGAAGCUGUAGCCGCCGUAAUUGAUUCUUUGGGUUCAAAGAGUGCCCUUCUACGACAUGAGGUGGCAUAUGUGUUGGGCCAACUGCAAAACAAAGCUGCUUCAGAUGCUCUUUCAGACAUACUUAAGGAUGUCAAUGAACACCCAAUGGUUAGACAUGAAGCUGCUGAAGCACUUGGUUCCAUCGCCGAUGAUCGAAGUGUGUCACUUCUCGAGGAAUUCGCCAAGGAUUCUGAGCCAAUCGUUUCACAGAGUUGUGAAGUUGCUCUAUGUAUGCUGGAAUAUGAACGAUCAGAGAAGCCAUUCGAGUUUUUCUUCACGCAAACUCCUCUACUGCAAUAACAGUUGUUCAACACUUUUGCUUUGUUUGAAGACACUCUUGUCAUCUCCUAGCAAGAGGAGAUUUAUUCUUAAACUGUAUUUAUACCAAUUUAUGGCUCAAAUGUAACUCGAGGAAAGAGAGUUCUCUUUCUUUUCGAAUCGUUUUAGCUAGUUUGGAUGAACAUGUUUUGGUAAUACAUACUACAGAUAUUGAAUAUGUAUAACACAUCAUGAGCAUGUCUUCUCGCAAAGAGUUUUAACA
Cannabis sativa is the source of this 1270-nucleotide messenger RNA. RefSeq names its product deoxyhypusine hydroxylase-like. The transcript is spliced from 7 exons. Lineage: Eukaryota; Viridiplantae; Streptophyta; Magnoliopsida; Rosales; Cannabaceae. Bases 76 to 1029 code for a protein of 317 amino acids. The record is from RefSeq and is a predicted model, not a curated record. Gene Ontology annotation, molecular function: deoxyhypusine monooxygenase activity. Gene Ontology annotation, biological process: peptidyl-hypusine biosynthetic process.